Messenger RNA from Patiria miniata (bat star), 967 nucleotides. Its product is annotated as tyrosine-protein kinase receptor Tie-1-like. The record is from RefSeq and is a predicted model, not a curated record. Gene Ontology annotation, molecular function: ATP binding; transmembrane receptor protein tyrosine kinase activity. Gene Ontology annotation, biological process: positive regulation of kinase activity; protein phosphorylation; cell surface receptor protein tyrosine kinase signaling pathway. The transcript has 5 exons. Gene Ontology annotation, cellular component: signaling receptor complex. Bases 1 to 885 code for a protein of 294 amino acids. Lineage: Eukaryota; Metazoa; Echinodermata; Asteroidea; Valvatida; Asterinidae.
AUGAAGUUCCUGGAGGAAGGCCUGAUCAUGAAAACCUUCGACCAUGUCAACGUACUGGGGCUUCUGGGGUUGACCUUUGACGCGGAUAAAAACCCCUUGGUGGUGAUACCCUUCAUGGCAAACGGUGACCUCAAGACAUAUCUGGUCAAGAAGAAACAGACCUUGGCGACUUCUCUUCUGAUGAGGUUUGCCUCACAUGCCGCACUCGGUAUGAGUUACCUGGCUCAGCACAAGUUUGUCCACAGAGAUCUCGCUGCCAGAAAUUGCAUGGUGGAUAGUGAUCUUCUGGUGAAGAUAGCUGAUUUUGGACUGUCCCGUGACAUGCACGAAUCGGAUUACUACACAAGCGGUGAUGUCCAGGCUAAGCUGCCUAUCAAAUGGAUGGCUCCCGAGUCCAUGGAACGCCGAGUGUACAACGCCAGGACUGACGUGUGGUCUUACGGUGUGCUCCUGUGGGAGAUUUUCAGUAAGGGUGCAAGACCGUACCAAGCAAUACCCAACCAAGAUGUGUAUGAUUUCUUGAAGAGUGGUCAACGCAUGGCUGCUCCCAAGAACUGCCCGCCAGAAAUCUACGGCAUAAUGGUACGUUGCUGGCAGGACAACCCAAAGUCACGUUGCACAUUCGUGCAAGUCGCCAACGAGCUGGAAGAACUGUUGGAGGGAGACCGCGACUACGUAGCAGCUCCUAGUGCGGGUGCGGUUGGUAUGGGACCCAUCGAACAUCGCGAAGAACCUGGUGUCACAGACGACAGCUAUCUGGUCCCGAUGCAGCAGGAGACCGCCUUUGGUGCUGACGGCCCGUGUAGUGACGGAGAAACCAGCGGGAGCCACGCGACUGCUGCCCAUGAUCCCUUGGAUUAUGUUAAUAAAAUUGUCAUUAGAUAAGUGCCGUGCACAUUCCCCGAUAAGAAAUAUCCGAAAAGAAAAUAGUUUGAAGAAAAAGUCUGUUUCAAGUGGCCAACAUAUU